AUGGCCACCAAUACCGCUCCCGGGGAUGGAAUCACCGGCGGCUAUACAGGCCAGUCGCUGGGCAUGAAAAUCGCCAUCGCAACUCUCGCCGGCAUUACAUGGUACAACGCCUUCGAACUGGUCAUCCUCAUCUUUGUCACUUUCGCAAACUAUCGCGGUCUCUACUUCUGGAGUUUACUCGUCUCGUCUGCCGUCGGGCUAAUCCCGUAUUCGCUGGGCUUUUUGCUCAAGUUCUUCAAUCUCACCUCCGCCACAUGGUUGCCGGUCACCUUUCUGACCGUGGGUUGGUGGGCAAUGGUGACCGGUCAAUCAUUUGUGCUAUAUUCCCGCUUGCACCUGGUCCUUGCCAACCAGCGCAUCCUCCAGCGCGUGCUGCUCAUGAUCCUCGUCAAUGCGGUCCUCUUGCACAUCCCAACCACCGUCCUGACAUACGGCACGAACCUCACACCGUCGAGUUCAAUCUUGAGCAACUACAAGACCGCUUACAAUGUGAUGGAAAAGAUUCAGAUGACGGGAUUCUGUGUCCAGGAAUUCAUCAUCUCGGGUCUUUAUAUCCGAGAAACCGUGCGCAUGAUUCGCAUCGACAUGGACCAAGGCAAGCGGAAGAUUCAGUACCAGCUACUGGCCAUCAACAUGAUCAUCAUCAUUCUGGAUCUGGGCUUACUGGUCGCCGAGUACCGCAAUUACUAUAUCAUGGAGACCAUGCUCAAGGGUGCGGUCUACAGCAUCAAGCUGAAGCUGGAAUUCGCCGUCCUCGGAAAACUUAUCCAUCUGGUCCACAAUCAUGUCUGGAAACCCGAAUCCUUCUCCCCACGCGAUCUCCCUGAUUUCGUCGAUGCGACCCGUGUCACCACCGACCUGACCCACGCCGCACCAGUCCACUCCCACCCAGUCCGUGCCUGGAUGGACGACGAUAUUUCCAUUGCCAUGUUUGAACACUCACCCCCUGCGGAUCCGCAAAACGGCCACUCAAAGACCUCCAACUCAUGGAGCAGCGACACUCGCAUCAACCCGGGAUAUCCCCAUUCUAUCGACUUCUCCUACCAGUACCAGCGCAAGUCUGGAAAACUGAGCGAAAAGCCAGAGAAGCCCGGGUGA
Molecule: messenger RNA, 1098 nt
Organism: Penicillium daleae
Lineage: Eukaryota; Fungi; Ascomycota; Eurotiomycetes; Eurotiales; Aspergillaceae
Exons: 1
Coding region: 1-1098 (365 amino acids)
Source: RefSeq, a predicted model, not a curated record